Messenger RNA from Brenthis ino (lesser marbled fritillary), 726 nucleotides. The record is from the annotation of a GenBank genome assembly. NCBI's taxonomy places the organism in Eukaryota, Metazoa, Arthropoda, Insecta, Lepidoptera, Nymphalidae.
AUGGCGGUUUUUCAUUUUAUUUUGCUUAUAUUCUAUUUGGGAGCCAUACAAUGUUAUGACCAAAGCUACAUAAAAAAUGAUAGAUACUGUGAUGACUUAUCCCCAUACGUUGGUGAUUUAAAUUUGGACCAAAUUUCGGGCAUUUGGUAUGGAGUCGAAAAAAUUCCACACACAAAGGGUGAAUAUCGUAUAGAACAUACUAAUGAGUGCUUUUAUAUUGAUAUCCGAGAACUUUAUAUACAGCCAACCCCACCAACACCGUAUCCGCCAAUGACAAAUUCACCCUAUGUAUAUAAGCCAUAUGUAGUCUCAGAACAAUACAGGAUAAAGCAUUUUGUGUUAGAAUGGCACGAAGGACAUCGCCAGGACGACUACCAUGUUAAAGUCAACACUUCUCAUAAAGGAUUUUGGCCCACGGAUGUGCCUUACCAAAAUGUGGACAACAUGUAUCGUUUCUUCGGAGGAGUCAUCCAAGUUUUGAAAGUGGCGAACAAUCACCUCGUGCUGAAUUUCUGUAUGAGGCUUCCUCACUCUCAGGUCUACAGCGUUGUAUUAGCAAGAAAUGAAAACCAACUUACGCGAGAAGACUUAGCUAGUAUUCAUAAUAUAUUUUCUUAUAAAAAUCUCUCCACAUCUUCUUUAAAACGCGUAUGUGAAAGCUCUGCGACAAGCAUUCAGUUAACUAGUACACUCAUAUUGUUUAUUUGUUUUGUUAUUUUGAAAAGU